CCCAUCUGUUAUAUGCCGCCCCACCCAUGAACCUUUCGCCAUGGCCGCCUCCUUGGCCAUGCCCGCAUGGCAGCCAUGGUUGGGAUCGUCACCUCCCUUGGACGGGGUGGUAUGACCACGGCCAGUGCGAUGGAGGCGAGGGGGUUUGUGGUGGUAUCAGCCACGACGGUGGAGGCGGUGACGGAGUUCUAGGAGGAGAGUUACGCGAGUUGCGGCGGUGGAGGCGGCGGCGGACAUUGAGCCUCGUCACCACGACCCCUCUAUCGUCGGUUCUUCCUCUCUCCCUAAUCCCUUCUCAAUCCAACCAACCAAUUUGGGAGAGCAGCUUCCGCACAAGCUUCCACUGGCAUCUGAAUGCGGCUACAUAAGGAAGCUGGUGUUAGGGGCCAAUGGGUCCAGGGUGACCCACCUCGAGAUCACGGGCAUGCCUGGCGACGCCAAGGCGUUUGACCUCGUCAUCAAGUUUUGCUACGGCAUCAACUUCGAGAUCACCACCGACAAUGUCUCCAUGCUGCGCUGCGCCGCCGAGCACCUGGAGAUGACCGAGGAGUGCAAGCCCGGGAACCUCAUUGGCAGGACCGAGGCUUACCUGGAGGUGGUGGCGCUGGCGAGCCUCGAGGACGCGGUCACCGCGCUCCGCAAGGCCAGGACCGUGGAGCUCCUCCCGACGUCCGACAAGGUGCAUCGAUGCCAUAGCGACCAUGACCUGCGGCGUCGGCAGUCAUGAGGUAUUGGACGGUGGCUACGAUAGUGUGGGCGUGGCGCCCAACCCCGUGGAUGACUGGUGGGCCAACGAGCUGGAUGGUGGGAGUU
This is a messenger RNA of Triticum aestivum (bread wheat), 813 nucleotides long. RefSeq names its product BTB/POZ domain-containing protein SR1IP1-like. The coding region runs from base 425 to 727 and encodes 100 amino acids. The record is from RefSeq and is a predicted model, not a curated record. The transcript has 2 exons. Lineage: Eukaryota; Viridiplantae; Streptophyta; Magnoliopsida; Poales; Poaceae.